This is a messenger RNA of Rhipicephalus sanguineus (brown dog tick), 1478 nucleotides long. Its product is annotated as leucine-rich melanocyte differentiation-associated protein-like. The coding region runs from base 1 to 648 and encodes 215 amino acids. NCBI's taxonomy places the organism in Eukaryota, Metazoa, Arthropoda, Arachnida, Ixodida, Ixodidae. The record is from RefSeq and is a predicted model, not a curated record. The transcript is spliced from 3 exons. Gene Ontology annotation, biological process: melanocyte differentiation.
AUGAGAACCUUUCCAGCGGCUCCGCCUCACGUUCACAACGACGCGCAGAUAGAGGUGUUCGCGACUGCCCCGUCGGGCUUCCGCGUACGACGACCAUGCACCUUCCAGCUGCGCGAGCUGGUGUUGGACAACAACGAGCUUCGUGACGCGUCCGAGUUCCGCUUCAACGCUCAGCUGACGACCCUGUCGCUGAACAAGAACUGCUUCGACAACCUCGACUACCUGGUGUCUUGCAUUGAGCAGUGCUACCCGUCGCUGACAUUCCUCAGCCUGCUGGGAAACCCCGCAUGCCCCGACCAGAUCAGCAACCCAGACAGGGACGACGAUGACGACUACCAAAGGUACCGGUACUACGUGAUCCAUAAGCUUCGCCAACUCAAGUUCCUGGACUCGCGUGCUGUGACCAGCGGCGAGCGGGCUGAGGCUUUGCGCGUGGGUGCCUUCAUGCGGGUCGCGCGGCCACCGCUGCACGUCGCAGGAUCGGCGCCGUGGGCCGGCUCGGAGGAGGAGGAGGAGGGAGGCGCUUACACGCCGCUGCCCCCCACGCACGGCCAGCCGCGCAACAAGACCGUCUACGGGGUGCUCAAGUACAAGUACACCGGCAAGCACUCCGAAGGGAACCGCUUCAUUCGCAACGACCAGCUCUGAAGAACGCCAAGCUCUGGUGUCACCACUGCACCGCAUACUGGUUUCACGAUCAGGACUGCGAUUUGUGAAAUUGGCUGGCGCUUUUCUACGGCAAGUGGCACGUGAUACCGCAAGCAAAUACCCGGUACUCGGUGAACAUUUCGCGUGGAUUCUACCUAGAGCCGUAGGCUGUCCGAGUGCCGAUCGUCUCAUAUCUGUUUCGAAAGAACAUAUUAGCAACCAAAAGGUGCGGCUUAUCGGACUGGUUAGGUCCAUUUCAAGGGGUCACAGAGCUUGAAGACACUGGUCAGCAGGCACAAACAAUACGAGCACCAACUUUCAACUGUGUGUUUAUUUCUGGAAGCAGUUUUUAUGAACAUCGAAAGGGUCAUCGCACAUGACAACGCUAACUAGCCGUGCCCAUAUCGCUUUGUACGGGUUAAUAAAUAAUGAAUGAAUAAUGAAUUUUAUUUUUCCUUUUUGGAACACAAAGGAAGCAGACACUAAAGGAUGUGUGGCUCGACAAAAGCUUGUCACUCUUACAAAAAAUUCCGUGCGCAUGCUGUAAGUAGCGCGCAAAUCACACAAGAUAUACCACAAUAUUAAUGAAAACUAAUAGACAAUAAUGCCAACGAAAGUAUAGGGGGCGUUAUUUGUAGUAAUUAGAAUAUAAAUGUGGAGAAAGUAAAGUGGAUGAAAAGAUAACUUGCCGCCGGCAGGGACCGAACCUGCGACCUUCGAAUAACGCGUCCGAUGCUCUACACAGCGGCGGUCAACCUCCCGCCCACUUUAUGAGGUAUAUAUGUGCAUUUAAACCUAGGAGUCUUAGUCAGCACCGAUCAGAGCCAUGG